This is a messenger RNA of Colius striatus (speckled mousebird), 1387 nucleotides long. RefSeq names its product F-box and leucine rich repeat protein 2 (gene FBXL2). The transcript has 15 exons. NCBI's taxonomy places the organism in Eukaryota, Metazoa, Chordata, Aves, Coliiformes, Coliidae. Gene Ontology annotation, molecular function: protein binding. The coding region runs from base 116 to 1387 and encodes 423 amino acids. The record is from RefSeq and is a predicted model, not a curated record. Gene Ontology annotation, biological process: SCF-dependent proteasomal ubiquitin-dependent protein catabolic process. Gene Ontology annotation, cellular component: SCF ubiquitin ligase complex.
CCGGCCCGGGCUCCGGCAGCGGCGGCGGCGGCGCGCGCGCGCAGGCGUUGCACCUGGCGCCCUCUUCGGGGCUCCUCGUCGCCAGGACAACCGGCUUCGCCGCCGCGCCUCUGCCAUGGUUUUCUCAAAUAAUGAUGAAGCCCUUAUUAACAAAAAACUACCCAAAGAACUUCUCUUAAGAAUAUUCUCUUUCUUGGACAUAGUUACUUUGUGCCGAUGCGCACAAGUUUCCAAGGCAUGGAAUGUUUUAGCUCUGGAUGGAAGCAAUUGGCAAAGAAUAGACCUCUUUAACUUUCAAACGGACAUAGAGGGCCGUGUUGUGGAAAAUAUAUCGAAAAGGUGUGGUGGGUUCCUGAGGCAACUUAGUCUGAGAGGAUGUCUUGGUGUUGGAGACUCCUCUUUAAAGACCUUUGCACAGAACUGCAGGAACAUCGAACACCUAAAUCUAAACGGCUGCACAAAAAUCACCGACAGCACGUGUUACAGUCUUAGCAGGUUCUGUUCCAAGCUGAAACAUCUGGAUCUGACAUCUUGCGUAGCCAUCACAAACAGCUCUCUGAAAGGCUUAAGUGAGGGUUGCAGAAAUCUGGAACAUUUGAAUCUUUCCUGGUGUGAUCAGAUUACGAAGGAUGGUAUUGAAGCACUGGUGAAAGGGUGUAGUGGACUAAAAGCUCUAUUUCUUAGAGGUUGCACACAGUUAGAGGAUGAAGCAUUGAAACACAUUCAGAAUCACUGUCAUGAACUUGCAAUCCUGAAUUUGCAGUCCUGUACACAAAUCUCAGAUGAAGGCAUUGUAAAAAUCUGUAGAGGAUGCCACAGACUUCAGUCUCUCUGUGUUUCAGGCUGUAGCAACCUUACAGAUGCUUCUCUCACAGCACUUGGUCUAAACUGUCCAAGGCUGAAGAUUUUGGAAGCUGCAAGAUGUUCACACCUAACAGAUGCUGGUUUUACCCUUUUAGCACGGAACUGCCAUGAGCUGGAGAAGAUGGACUUGGAGGAGUGUGUUUUGAUAACUGACAGCACCUUGAUACAACUUUCUAUACACUGUCCUAAGCUCCAAGCAUUGAGCUUAUCUCACUGUGAACUGAUCACCGACGACGGGAUUCUUCAUCUGAGCAACAGCACGUGUGGGCACGAGAGGCUGCAGGUCCUGGAGCUCGAUAACUGUCUUCUCAUCACCGACGUGACGCUGGAGCACCUGGAGAACUGCCACAACCUGGAGCGGAUCGAGCUGUACGACUGCCAGCAAGUCACGCGGGCCGGGAUCAAACGCAUCCGGGCUCACCUACCUCACGUGAAGGUCCACGCCUACUUCGCCCCGGUGACGCCGCCGCCGUCGGUGGGAGGCAGCGGCCAGCGCCUCUGCAGAUGCUGCACCAUCCUGUGA